Pyrgilauda ruficollis (rufous-necked snowfinch) is the source of this 1725-nucleotide messenger RNA. It is a transcript of the gene ARSI, whose product is annotated as arylsulfatase family member I. Bases 1 to 1725 code for a protein of 574 amino acids. The record is from RefSeq and is a predicted model, not a curated record. Lineage: Eukaryota; Metazoa; Chordata; Aves; Passeriformes; Passeridae. The transcript has 2 exons.
AUGGCCGUCUAUGCCCUCACGGGUUUCUCACUCGUCAGCCUGCUCAGCUUUGGCUAUUUGUCUUGGGACUGGAUGAAGCCCAGUUUGGUGGCCGAUGUGGCCACAGACCCCAUGGAGAAAUCACUGCCCCCCACCUUCCCCAGGCCUCCCCACAUCAUCUUCAUUCUGACCGAUGAUCAGGGCUACCACGACAUCGGCUAUCAUGGCUCAGAUAUCCAGACACCGACGCUGGACAGGCUGGCAGCAGAGGGUGUGAAGCUGGAGAACUAUUACAUCCAGCCCAUCUGCACCCCGUCCCGGAGCCAGCUGAUAACUGGCAGGUACCAGAUCCACACAGGAUUGCAGCACUCCAUCAUCCGCCCUCGGCAGCCCAACUGCCUGCCCCUCGACCAGGUCACCCUGCCACAGAAGCUGCAGGAAGCCGGCUACUCCACACACAUGGUGGGCAAGUGGCACCUUGGCUUCUACAAGAAGGAGUGCCUGCCCACUCGCCGGGGCUUUGACACCUUCCUGGGCUCCCUGACAGGCAACGUGGAUUAUUACACCUAUGACAACUGCGACGGGCCGGACGUCUGCGGCUACGACCUGCACGAGGGGGAGGACGUGGCUUGGGACCAGAGCGGGAAGUAUUCCACCUUCCUCUACGCCCAGCGCGUCAGCAAGAUCCUGGCCUCCCACAGCCCCAAGGAGCCCAUCUUCAUCUACGUGGCCUUCCAAGCGGUGCACACGCCCCUGCAGUCUCCCAAGGAGUACAUCUACCGCUACCGCUCCAUGGGCAACGUCGCCCGCCGCAAGUACGCGGCCAUGGUCACCUGCAUGGACGAGGCGGUGAAGAACAUCACCUGGGCCCUCAAGAAGUAUGGGUACUAUGACAACAGUGUGAUCGUGUUCUCCACGGACAACGGCGGGCAGACCUUCUCCGGGGGAAGCAACUGGCCACUACGGGGUCGCAAAGGGACGUACUGGGAAGGGGGAGUGCGUGGCAUUGGUUUUGUGCACAGUCCCCUGAUCAAGCGCAAGCGUCGGACAAGCUGGGCGCUCAUUCACAUUACAGACUGGUAUCCUACUCUGGUCAGCCUGGCCAGGGGCAACCUGAGCAAUGUCCAAGGCUUGGAUGGCUAUGAUGUCUGGCCUGCUAUCAGUGAGGGCAAAGAGUCACCACGCACCGAAAUCCUGCACAACAUUGACCCCUUGUACAACCAUGCCAAGUACGGCUCCUUGGAGGAUGGCUUCGGCAUCUGGAACACAGCUGUGCAAGCUUCCAUCCGGGUUGGGGAGUGGAAACUCCUCACUGGUGACCCAGGGUACAGUGACUGGAUACCCCCACAGACCCUGACCAACUUCCCAGGGAGCUGGUGGAACCUGGAGCGCCUCACUGAUGGCCUGAGGAAAUCCGUGUGGCUCUUCAACAUCACUGCCGACCCCUACGAGCGCUAUGACCUCUCAGAGCAGCGCCCAGACGUGGUCAGAACCCUCCUGAUGAGGUUGGUGCACUACAACCGGACGGCCAUCCCGGUGCGGUACCCUGCGGAGAACCCCCGGGCUCACCCAGACUUCAACGGCGGUGCCUGGGGACCCUGGGCCAGUGAAGAUGAUGGCGAGGAGUGGGAAGGCAGCCGGGAGUCCCUGAAAAGCAGGAACAAGAAGAAGAAGAAGUGCAAGAUCUGCAAGCUGCGCUCCUUCUUCCGCAAGCUGAACACCAGGCUCAUGUCCAACCGCAUCUGA